Molecule: messenger RNA, 2490 nt
Organism: Bombina bombina (fire-bellied toad)
Lineage: Eukaryota; Metazoa; Chordata; Amphibia; Anura; Bombinatoridae
Product: ATP-dependent DNA helicase Q4
Exons: 8
Coding region: 133-1929 (598 amino acids)
Biological process (GO): DNA replication initiation; double-strand break repair via break-induced replication; DNA replication
Cellular component (GO): DNA replication preinitiation complex
Molecular function (GO): DNA replication origin binding; zinc ion binding; single-stranded DNA binding
Source: RefSeq, a predicted model, not a curated record
UAGCUGUACUGUAAUUGGCUGCGUAAUUAGCGCGUCCACUGACAGGCCGAGACUCUGAUUGGUUUAUUUGGUUCCCGGGAAAAUGACGAUUCUUGUGUUAAACUGAGACAGCUCAAUCCGAUCGGUCAGAUCAUGCAGCGCUGUAAUGAGGUGAAGCUUCUGCUGAAGAACUGGGAGGCUCAGUUCUUAAAACAACACCAGAGAAAGCCAAACAAGGUGGAUGUUGAAAAUGCUCCGGAAGAUAUUCAGAAGCUAUAUAAAGAGUAUAGGACCCUAAAACAUGACCAGGAGAGUGAGGCGUCUAGGGCUGGACCCUCUUCUGGGUCUGAGAUGCAGAAAAGCAGUUUGGUUUCUGAGAGUGAGGUGUCCAGCUCGUGGGGGGCCCAUCUCAAUCGUACCAGCGACACGCCUAAGCUUACUGUGAAGGAACGAGACUCUCUCAAGGCCUCUGCCCAGUACUUUGGGAUGAAACUUAAAGCUAAACUAGAAGGAUCUAUAAAGGAGCGUCCCAUUUCCUUGAGGAAGACUCAAACCUCCUACAUUAGGCAUUCACUUAAAUCUUUAGAAAGUGAUGAAAGAAAAAAAAGUGAGACUUCCUCUUGUAAAGCUAAAACUCCCCCUGAGCAGCCAUCAGACUCCCUGCCACUGUCUAAUGAAGAAGUUCCUUCAUUCUCACUGAAGGUUCUGCCCUCAAAACUGAACUCGCCCAUCUCUUCCUGUGAGAAGACUAGCAAUAAAUUUCACCAUCUUAAAAGCAGAGUCGGGGAACGAUUGACCUCGCUGAACCACGACUGGCUGGAGAGGUGUAAGGUCUGGGGAGAUGAGGCUGCCAGUACUGAGAAAGGACAAUGUGAGAUUACGGGAAGGGUUAGACAGCCUCAUGAUAUUUUACCAGAGAAAGAUAGAAUGGUUGAGAAGCCUUGUAUUGUCGUCAUAAGAGAGACCUCUGUGGCUGAUGGUGGCAUGACUUCACUUUCAGGAGAGAGAGUCUCUGUAAAUUCAUGUCUUAACAUCAGUCGUCGUCCUGAGGAUGUCUCUAACACAUCAUUCUUAUUUAAUCUAAAUGAAAACUCUGCAAAUGUGAAGCCCACAUCUGAAAGAACCUGUAUAUCUGAUAGAGAUGGAACAGACCAUUCACAGGUUCCAUGGCUUGGUCCUGACAAAAGUAAAGCAAAUUGUAAUUUGGAAAAAGUAACCCCAAGCGAGAGAGAGACUGUAGCCUCAGUGGUUACCCUGAUAGAGUACAAGGGGAAGAGUGAUGAGACUGUCAUGUUGCCCUCUAGGAAGGGGUCUCGUAGGGUCAGACAAAAACACGACCAGGUUAGGUCAGAACUCCAGCCAGAAAUGGAGAAUGCCAACUCUAGUGGCAACCAAAACCGCAAACGCCUCCUGGAGUCUCCAGAAAGGAAGAAAACCAAGAAAAGAAAAAUCUCUGAGUCUGUGAGAUCACAGAGGAAAAAAAAAGCCAAUGAAGUGGCGGAGGAAGCAUUGGAGGAGAGCCCCUCGGGUGGCAACAAUAAAAUGAGUGAGAAUCUGAUGGGCGACGUGGAAGAGGAGAUAAAGAACGUGACCAUGCACAUGGAGAGGAAAGUGCGUCCGGCGCAGAAGAAGACUGAUAACUUUGUGCGCAUCAAUCUGAGGAACAAAUCACAUGUUAAAGGAUAUGCCUUGAAAGGAAACAGACUGAGGAAGCAGAUGUGGAAACAAAAGUUUCAGAAAAAGGGGCAGCAGUUUGGAGGGGGCGCAAAGCAUUUUAAUCGUGGUGACGACACUUGUUUUCGUUGUGGCGCUACUGGGCACUGGGCAUCCGAGUGCACAGGAAAUGGUAAGCAAAAAUGUACAGUGCAGGUGUGUAACAGUAAUGUGUGUAAUUACCUGCAGUAUUAUGUGAGACCAGUACAUACUGAGGGAGAGAGUACAGCUGUGUAACAGUAAUGUGUGUAAUUACCUGCAGUAUUAUGUGAGACCAGUACAUACUGAGGGAGAGAGCACAGCUGUGUAACAGUAAUGUGUGUAAUUACCUGCAGUAUUAUGUGAGACCAGUACAUACUGAGGGAGAGAGUACAGCUGUGUAACAGUAAUGUGUGUAAUUACCUGCAGUAUUAUGUGAGACCAGUACAUACUGAGGGAGAGAGCACAGCUGUGUAACAGUAAUGUGUGUGUAAUUACCUGCAGUAUUAUGUGAGACCAGUACAUACUGAGGGAGAGAGUGCAGCUGUGUAACAGUAAUGUGUGUAAUUACCUGCAGUAUUAUGUGAGACCAGUACAUACUGAGGGAGAGAGCACAGCUGUGUAACAGUAAUGUGUGUGUAAUUACCUGCAGUAUUAUGUGAGACCAGUACAUACUGAGGGAGAGAGUACAGCUGUGUAACAGUAAUGUGUGUAAUUACCUGCAGUAUUAUGUGAGACCAGUACAUACUGAGGGAGAGAGUACAGCUGUGUAACAGUAAUGUGUGUAAUUACCUGCAGUAUUUUGUGAGACCAGUACAU